Myripristis murdjan (pinecone soldierfish) is the source of this 757-nucleotide messenger RNA. It is a transcript of the gene sparcl2, whose product is annotated as SPARC-like 2. Gene Ontology annotation, molecular function: collagen binding; extracellular matrix binding; protein binding. The coding region runs from base 1 to 744 and encodes 247 amino acids. NCBI's taxonomy places the organism in Eukaryota, Metazoa, Chordata, Actinopteri, Holocentriformes, Holocentridae. The transcript has 7 exons. Gene Ontology annotation, biological process: anatomical structure development. The record is from RefSeq and is a predicted model, not a curated record.
AUGAGUGGGCAGGUGGGACAGGGAGGCAGAGCCCAGCGCAAACAGAGACGAGCUGAGGAGAACCUUAGACCGUACAUUGGCAGAGUGAAUCCAGAGAGGCUAUGUGAGCUGCUGAAGUGCCACAGUCCAGUUGGAUCUUGGUGCCAAGUGGUUAAGGAGAACGGAGCCCUCAUCCCAAAGUGUGUGUGUCCUCAGUCCUGCCCACGGCAGAGGGCACCAGUGUGCAGUGUUCUAGGCCAAACCUAUGAGAAUGAGUGUCUGCUGCAUAAAGAAGCCUGCAGAAAGAGACGCCGCACUGGACUGGCCCACAUAGGACCCUGUCUGGUUCCCAAAGCUAACUGCACAGAGGAGGAGUUUGGCCAGUUCCCAUACCGCCUCCUGGACUGGUUCCUCCUAUUGAGUCGUAUGGGAGAGUCCUAUGCACCUGCUGCCCCGCCCCAGAGCUGCCUCAGCCACACACGCAGAACACAGCUGGCUCAGCGGAGGUUUGCCUUAUUGGACAGGAACAAGGAUGGGAAGUUGAGCCGCAGGGACCUGAGGAAGCUACGUUACAAGAGCAUGCCUCUGGAGCACUGUGCUGCACAAUUCUUUCAGUCAUGUGACCGUAACAGGAACAGGAAGGUGACCCUGCACGAGUGGACCUCCUGUCUUGUGGAUCGCUCUGAGACCUGGUUCUACCAUUUCAUGUCAAUGAAAAUGGGUUCCCGCAAGCUGUGUCCUAUAAGUGUGGCAAACCACCUUUGACAUGAAAACAGUG